This is a messenger RNA of Dufourea novaeangliae, 723 nucleotides long. Its product is annotated as heat shock factor protein 4-like. Gene Ontology annotation, biological process: regulation of DNA-templated transcription. The record is from RefSeq and is a predicted model, not a curated record. Gene Ontology annotation, molecular function: sequence-specific DNA binding; DNA-binding transcription factor activity. Bases 1 to 723 code for a protein of 240 amino acids. The transcript is spliced from 3 exons. Lineage: Eukaryota; Metazoa; Arthropoda; Insecta; Hymenoptera; Halictidae.
AUGUACGAGGACUGCAUAUUUCUGUCGUUGCGAUUCCCGCAGAAGCUUUGGCGGAUCGUGAACGAAUGCGAGAGCGGCGCCAUCCGGUGGAGCCUGACCGGCACCACCAUUCUCCUCGACUACAAAAUGUUCCAGGAACAAUACCUUGACGCGGGCACGUCCAUUUUCAAAACGAAGAAUAUCACGAGCUUCAUCAGACAGCUGAAUUUGUACGGCUUCCGAAAGGUGACGUCCCACAAUCGAGACCCAAUCUGCAAUUCCCACAACCCGGACGUACAUGAAUUCUUGCACGAGAACUUCCGUACCGGCCGACCGGAUCUGUUGUCCAAGGUGUACCGGAAGACCCCUGGGAAAUUACGGCAUUGUCACCGUAUAACUUUGAAGAGUACCUCGGAAUCGGAGCUGCCGAGCAAGGACUCUGAUCACGUGUCACGUUUGCACGCCUGCCGGUUGGCGUUAACAAAGGCCCUGGAACAAAUAACGCGAGAAUAUCAACGAACACACAAACAUGCAACCAGAAAUAAAGAUUCUUUGAACGGCUCAACGAACUCCCACGAAAAAGUAAUUGGCUUUGACUUAUACCCUACCCGAAAUCACGAGGUCAAGGUAGAAUGGAUUACAAGAAAUCCGGUACCAAUUACUUCGGAAAAGGACAACACAAAUGGACAUACAACUUACGCCUGGUGUGUACAUAACGUAAACGAAUCUCAUGAAAGAUACUGA